GCGCAUGGCCAUGGAGGCUAUGAUUCUGAUUUUAGUGAUGAGGAGAAUGGAGAGAAGUCUGUGCAGAAGACUAAAAGUACAAAGGAAGAUGGCCUUCUGAUAAAGCCUUUCCAAAAAGCAAAACAAGGCAGUGUGGUUCACAGGCAAUUCGCAGCUGAAGAAUGGGAUAGGGAAGAAGCAAGAAAAAGAAGAUUUCACUUGAUAGCGAUGGAUGCUUAUGAAAGACAUAAAAAGUUUGUGAAUGACUACAUUUUAUACUAUGGUGGCAAAAUAGAGGAUUUCCGACGGUCUGGAGCAAAUGACAAGACAGAUCUUGAUGUUAUUAGAGAAAACCAUAGAUUCCUGUGGAAUGAAGAUGAUGAAGCAGACAUGAAUUGGGAAAAGAGGCUUGCAAAGAAGUAUUAUGAUAAAUUGUACAAAGAAUACUGUAUAGCAGAUCUCAGUAGAUACAAAGAGAAUAAGUUUGGAUUUAGAUGGCGACAUGAGAAAGAAGUAAUUUCUGGAAAAGGUCAGUUUUCCUGUGGAAAUAAGCACUGUGAUGAGAAAGAAGGCCUGAAGAGCUGGGAGGUGAAUUUUGGUUACGUUGAACAUGGUGAAAAGAGAAAUGCACUUGUGAAAUUGAGACUAUGUCCAGAAUGUUCCUGCAAACUAAACUUUCAUCACCGGAGGAAAGAAGUCAAAGCAUGCAAGAAAAGAGGCUCAGUUAUACCAAACUCUAAAGAGCCAAAGAUUAAGAAGACAAAAUUGUCUUGUUCAGCAAAAAAGAAGUCCAAAAAAAAGACCCAUAAAGAUCAGAUUUCUUCAGAAGAUUCAGAUAAUUCUGAUAAAGAUUCAGAUAACAGCAAUGCACAAGACGGUCCUUCAGAUGCCGACUUUUGGAAAGGCCCUCUACAGGAAGCAGAUGAAAAAUCACGGGAGGAGGAGUUCGAUGAGUAUUUUCAAGACUUGUUUCUCUGA
This is a messenger RNA of Leptosomus discolor (cuckoo roller), 957 nucleotides long. The record is from RefSeq and is a predicted model, not a curated record. NCBI's taxonomy places the organism in Eukaryota, Metazoa, Chordata, Aves, Leptosomiformes, Leptosomidae.